AUGGCUGAGAAGACCCAUGCCGAGACAAACCCCUUCCUACGACGGCCACUAUACAUCUACGACCUCCCGCCAGAACUGCUGCUGACCCUAACCAUUGCAGGAGGGGAACAGUCGCAGCCGCAGCCCCAAGAGUCACGCUCUGAAGGAAUACCCGCCGAUCGAGAAACUAGUCUCACCGAAGAUGGCAUUGCAAACUCAACAUCAUGUGCACUUUGCAAAGUCACCUUCGACAGUGUCCAAGACCAGCGACUGCAUGUCAAGUCGGAUUUUCACCGAUACAACCUCAAACUCAGCAUAAAACAAAUCCCUCCAGUCGAUGAAGUUACUUUUACGAAGAUGAUUGGUGACUUGGACGAGUCGCUCUCGGGAUCAGACUCGGAAGGGUCAGAGGAAGAAGAUGAAGAGGAGUCAAAAGGCGGAGACAUCACCCUUACUGCUCUACUCAGGCGGCAGGCCAAGAUAUCUCAUACACAACCGACCGAGGGCACGGAAGACUCCAGGAAACGGGGGUUCGGUAGUGCUCCGUUAUUAUGGUUAUCAAGUCCCAAGAUCGGAAGCGACGUUGGGCUAGGCGUCUAUCGAGCCAUAUUAUCAAUCGAGGAACAAGAAGCUGCAUCCUCUUCUCUCGUGGAAAUCCUCACAAAGAAGCAGCUCAAACCGACACUGGCAAAACAGAGCGGGAAGACGCAUGGGGUCUCUUCACAGGCUGGUGGGAAUGAUCCCCAUUUCUUUCUUUGCAUGAUCGGGGGCGGUCAUUUCGCCGCCAUGGUUGUCUCUCUGGUGCCAGAGUUGAGGAAAGGACCCGGCGGGAUCGAGGAGCGUCACCCAGUCGUCAGGGCUCAUAAGACCUUUCAUCGAUAUACCACGAGACGGAAACAAGGCGGGUCUCAAUCCGCAAAUGACAACGCCAAAGGGAACGCCCACUCUGCGGGUUCAUCUAUACGAAGGUAUAACGAGAUGGCCUUGGAAGCAGACGUCAGAGUAGUAUUAUCGGAAUGGAAAGGGAUGAUCGACUCCGCUGAACUGCUCUUCAUUCGAGCUACCGGAAGCACCAACAGAAGAACUUUGUUUGGACCCUACGAUGGCCAAGUCUUGAGAAGCAACGACAAGAGGAUACGUGGCUUUCCAUUCAGCACGCGUCGAGCGACUCAAGCCGAACUUUUGCGUUCGUUCCAAGAGCUUACUAGGCUGAAGGUCGGUAAGCUUGUUGAGCCUGCUGCUGAGAAACAUUCUCUGGAGAAAGCUGCUGCGAAGGAACCGAAACCAAAGUCUCAAGCACCAAAGCUUAGCAAGGAGGAGGAGACGGCUCAAUUCCACACUUCUCAGCUGCAAGGUCUGAUCCGGCGUUCAAAAGCACCUGGUGUCUUACUUUACUUGACCAAGAACGGACUAUCGCCGGAUUUCACCUUCUUCCCUCCGGCUGAGCAUCAUCACGCCCCGACUCCGCUCCACCUCUCUGCAUCGACCAAUUCGUCAGCCUUGGUGCUGGCGCUGCUCACCAAGGCGCAUGCAAAUCCGACUUUAAAGAACGGCGACGGCAAAACGGCAUACGAAAUCGCUGGCGACGCCAAAACUAGAGAUGCCUUCCGCAUAGCUCGCCACCAACUCGGCGAAAAGGCUUUCGACUGGUCCGCCGCGCAUGUCCCUGCACCGCUCUCACAAGAAGAAGCCGAUGCUAGGGCGGCACAGGAGAAAGCGGCCGCGGACGUAGCGGAGGCUCAGCGCAGAAAGGCUGGUCUAGAACAUUUGAGGGUGGAGGAGGAAAAGCGCAACUUGAACAGGAUAGAAAAGAAGGCCGGCGCUGGCAAAACGCUCGCGGUUGCCGCGGUGGAGAAGACUGGCGCAGAAAAGAGAGAGGAAGAGGUGCGUGGAUUGACUCCCGAAAUGCGCAUUAGGCUGGAGAGGGAACGGAGAGCGAGGGCGGCCGAGGAGCGGAUCAGGCGUAUGCAGGGCGCGAGCUGA
Molecule: messenger RNA, 1962 nt
Organism: Fonsecaea multimorphosa CBS 102226
Lineage: Eukaryota; Fungi; Ascomycota; Eurotiomycetes; Chaetothyriales; Herpotrichiellaceae
Exons: 1
Coding region: 1-1962 (653 amino acids)
Molecular function (GO): protein binding
Source: RefSeq, a predicted model, not a curated record